AUGGCCCUCUCGGCCUGGGCCGUCUGCUGCCUCCUGGGGUACCUCCUGCUCUGUGGGGGUAGCCCCGGCCCCAGCAUGCCCCGCCUGCGGCUCUCCUACCAAGACCUCCUGUCUGCCAACCGCUCUGCCGUCUUUCUGGGCCCCCGGGGCUCCCUGGACCUUCGGGCCAUGUACCUGGAUGAGUACCGGGACCGCCUCUUUCUGGGGGGCCGUGACGCCCUCUACUCUCUGCGGCUGGACCAGGCAUGGCCAGACCCCCGGGAGGUUCUGUGGCCUCCACAGCCAGGACAGAGGGAGGAGUGUGUCCGAAAAGGAAGGGAUCCCUUGACGGAGUGUGCCAACUUUGUGCGGGUGCUGAAGCCCCACAAUCGGACCCAUCUGCUGGCAUGUGGCACGGGGGCCUUCCAGCCCAUCUGUGCCCUCAUCACAGUCGGGCACCGUGGUGAGCACGUGCUCCACAUGGAGCCCAGCACCCUGCAGGGCGGGCGGGGCCGGAGCCCACAUGAGCCCAGCCGGCCCUUCGCCAGCACCUUUGUAGGCGGGGAGCUGUACACCGGCCUCACCGCUGACUUCCUGGGGCGUGAGGCCAUGAUCUUCCGAAGUGGGGGUUCCCGGCCGUCCCUGCGUUCUGACUCCGACCAGAACCUCCUGCAUGACCCCAGGUUUGUGGCAGCCGCACGGAUCCCCGACAACUCCGACCAGGACAAUGACAAGGUGUACUUCUUCUUCUCGGAGACUGUCCCUUCACCGGAUGGUGGCCCAGGCCACGUCACUGUCAGCUGCGUGGGCCGAGUCUGUGUGAACGACGCCGGGGGGCAGCGGGUGCUGGUGAACCGGUGGAGCACUUUCCUCAAGGCCAGGCUGCUCUGCUCCGUGCCCGGCCUCGGGGGUGCUGAGACCCACUUCCACCAGCUGGAGGACGUGUUCCUGCUGUGGCCCAAGGCAGGGAAGAACCCGGAGGUGUACGCGCUGUUUAGCACCGUCAGUGCUGUGUUCCAGGGCUUUGCAGUCUGCGUGUACCACAUGGCUGACAUCUGGGAGGUCUUCAAUGGGCCUUUUGCACACCGGGACAGUCCCCAGCACCAGUGGGGGCCCUACGGGGGCAAGGUGCCCUUUCCCCGCCCAGGCGCAUGCCCCAGCAAGAUGACGGCGCAGCCAGGACGGCCCUUUGGCAGCACCAAGGACUACCCGGACGAGGUGCUGCAGUUUGUCCGAGCCCACCCGCUCAUGUUUCGGCCCGUGAAGCCUCGGCAGGGCCGUCCUGUCCUCGUCAAGACCCACCUGGCCCAGCAGCUGCGCCAAAUCGUGGUGGACCGCGUGGAGGCAGAGGAUGGGAUCUACGACGUCAUCUUCCUGGGCACUGACUCAGGCUCCGUGCUCAAGGUCAUCGCCCUCCGGGCUGGGGACUCGGCUGAGCCUGAGGAGGUAGUGCUGGAGGAGCUCCAGGUGUUUAAGGUGCCAACACCUAUCACUGAGAUGGAGAUCUCUGUCAAAAGGCAAACGCUGUACGUGGGCUCGCGACUGGGCGUGGCUCGGCUGAGGCUGCACCAGUGUGAGACCUACGGCAGCGCCUGCACGGAGUGCUGCCUGGCCCGCGACCCCUACUGCGCCUGGGACGGUGCCUCCUGCACCCGCUACCGGCCCGGCACCAGCAAGCGCCGGUUCCGACGGCAGGACAUCCGGCACGGCAACCCUGCCCUGCAGUGCCUGGGCCAGGGACCGGAAGAGGAGGCUGCAGAGCAGGUGGCGGCCACCAUGGUCUACGGCACGGAGCACAAUAGCACCUUCCUGGAGUGCCGACCCAAAUCUCCCCAGGCUGCCGUGCGCUGGUUCUUGCAGAGGCCGGGGGACCAGGGGCCCGACCAGGUGAAGACUGACGAGCGAAUCCUGCAGGUGGAGCAGGGGCUGCUGUUCCGCAGGCUCAGCCGCCUCGACACGGGCACCUACUCCUGCUCCACGCUGGAGCACGGCUUCUCACAGACGGUGGUCCGCCUGGCUCUGGAGGUGAUUGCAGCCACGCAGCUGCACAGCCUGUUCCCUCGGGAGCCGAAGCCGGAGGAGCUUCCGGUGCAGGGUGGCCUGGCCUCCACCCCACCCAAGGCUUGGUACAAGGACAUCCUGCAGCUCAUCGGCUUCGCCAACCUGCCCCGUGUGGACGAGUACUGUGAGCGCAUGUGGUGCCGGGGCAGCGGGGAGCCCUCGGGAGCCUCUCGGAGCCGGGGCAAACUGUCCAAGGGCAAGAGCUGGGCAGGGCUGGAGCUGGGCAAGAAAGUGAAGAGCUGGGCCCAGGCCGAGCACAACCGGACGCCCCGGGAGGUGGAGGCCACAUAGGGGAGGGCGGGGAGGGGUGGCCAAGGUGGGGGCAGCAGCAUUCCCCAGCGUCUCCCACCCACCCAGCUGGGGCAGAGGGCCAGGACCCCUGACUGCCUCUUAGAGA
Molecule: messenger RNA, 2437 nt
Organism: Trichechus manatus latirostris (Florida manatee)
Lineage: Eukaryota; Metazoa; Chordata; Mammalia; Sirenia; Trichechidae
Gene: SEMA3G
Product: semaphorin 3G
Exons: 16
Coding region: 1-2331 (776 amino acids)
Biological process (GO): neural crest cell migration; positive regulation of cell migration; negative chemotaxis
Cellular component (GO): plasma membrane
Molecular function (GO): semaphorin receptor binding; chemorepellent activity
Source: RefSeq, a predicted model, not a curated record